Bemisia tabaci is the source of this 3321-nucleotide messenger RNA. The record is from RefSeq and is a predicted model, not a curated record. Lineage: Eukaryota; Metazoa; Arthropoda; Insecta; Hemiptera; Aleyrodidae.
UGCCAAUUUAAAAACCAGAGAAAAUUAUACAAAAUUCCCUAAGAAUAUAUCUCCAAAAAGGAACUUUCAUUUUCGGUUUUCAUUACUUCUCAACAUCACAUGUGCCGUGCUCUAUCUAACACUUCACGAGGAUUAUAUUGUGAAGUUUUUAUGGCUUUAGAACGUACAGACAACCUAUGAUGAGCUAUAUUUCGUUUUCUUCAUUUGUGAUGUAAACAUAUCGUCUGUAACUUUAUGCGCUUCAUAAAAUGACAGCUGCCAACGGCCAUGGUGAACGAGUUUCUGAAAAGUCUCUGAAGUAUCCAAAGUCUGUGUUCUUCAUAAUCAGUAACGAGUUUUGUGAGAGGUACUCAUUUUACGGAUUACGAAAAAUUUUGUCUUUAUACCUACGAAACGCUCUACACUUUAGGGAAAGUGAAGCAGUCUCAGUUUACCAUGGUUUCAUGUUUUUCAACUACGCAUUUCCAAUUUUAGGUGGUAUUUUAGCAGAUUCCUACAUUGGAAAAUACCAAACUAUUAUUUAUUCAUCGAUAGUACACACUGUGGGAAACUUGACCGUAGCGCUUGCAUCAACCCCAUGGAUAUCAUCUUCAAGACUUUGUACGUUCGUUGGACUAAUAUUGGUGGCAACAGGAGCUGGUUUGAUGAAACCAUGUAUAAGCACAUUAGGCGGAGAGCAGUUUGUACUCCCGCAGCAAGCAAAACAGAUGGCGACUUUUUUUUCAGUAUUUUACUUCAGCAUUAACGUAGGGUCACUUUUAGCCUCCAUCGUGGCUCCUUUUCUGAGGCAGGAUGUCAAAUGCCUCGGUCAGCCGUCCUGCUACCCUCUUGCAUUUGGAGUUCCUGCUUUCCUCAUGUUCUUGGCUCUUGUGUUGUUUGUUUGCGGGAGACCUUGGUACAAGAUGAAAGAACCGGAAGGAAAUAUAUUGGUCGAGGCAAUGAAAUGUAUUUUUUAUGCUUCAAGAAAAAAGCUAUCAUGUGCAAAGCUGGCGGAAAAACCAUCUUAUUGGCUAGAUUACGCAAAAGAUAAAUUUGAUCAACGACUGUUGAAGGACACUCGAGAAAUGAUUCGACUACUUCCAUUGUUCAUUCCAGUGCCUUUAUAUUGGGCUCUCAGUGACCAACAGGGGUCAAGUUGGAUUUUUCAGGCGUCUCAGAUGGAUGGUGUCGUGCCGAACUGGUUUACUAUCAAACCGGACCAGUUAGGAUUCUUGAACCCUCUAUGUAUAGUCACCCUCAUCCCAAUUUUUGAGAUCAUUGUCUAUCCAAUGCUGGGGAAACUCGGUGUUAAAAGACCACUACAAUACAUCACCAUCGGGGCGUUGACUUGCGCAUUCGCAUUCCUUAUGUCAAGUUAUGUUGAGUAUAGACUCGAGCCGUCGUAUGCAAAAUUGCCUGCUCCAGGAUUGGGCCAGUUGCGGAUCUUCAACGGUCUCCCGUGUCAAGUUGAACUGGAUCCUCCAAUACAUGGCCGCUAUCUCAUCCCACCGCUUGGCGCACUUCAGUGGACUGACAUCCAAGUAAAUGGGACUAGAUCCCUACAAGAAAAACUCGUGUUGAGUCUGGGACUACCUUGCAACGACACUCAUAUGCCUCUCGACUGGACGGAAGAAAUUCUUCUUUUCGAGGAGCGGGGUUCGUCAUACAUUCUGGGUUUUUCAAGCGAGGUUGCUGACAUCAAGAGAGUUCCAGGAUUUGAUGACGUCUCGAAAUCUUUGACAAAUGCGCCUCGAAUUAGGGUAAUUCACAAUCUUGAUGGUCCUCUCACGUUAACGAACCAGUACGAAGACACAUUCAAGUUCCAGCUCAUGACAUCACAAUUGGCUACGCCGCUGAGUGAAAUUGCAACUGGCAGGUAUCAAAUUAUGUUCGGAAGCAAGAACAUUUUAUCAGAUCUUCUCAUCGAGAGCGGUGGAGUUUACACUUUGGUGCUUCAAAAAGUUCAUCCCAAAAUCGUUGGCAAUCUACAUACAAUAACUCCACCGGCGAAAUUGCACAUAUUAUGGAUAGCCCCUCAAAUUAUCGUAAUGGCAAUUUCUGAGAUAUUUUUUAGUGUCACAUAUAUAUCCUUCACUUUCAAGGAGGCACCAGUUAGGAUGAGAUCAAUCAUGUCUUCCAUUUCACUCUUGGCUAUCUCCCUCGGAAAUGUUAUUGUAGUAUUUAUUUCAUCAGCAAAAUUAUUCAAUAGACAGGUUUAUCAAUUUUUGUUUUAUGCCGGACUGAUGGUUUUGAAUACCGUUCUACACAUUUUCCUGUCCGUCCGAUACAAGUACAGAGACCAGUCGGAACCAGAAGAUGCAAUCUCACUAGAAACUCAGUUGCCACCAGAUACGGAGAAUAAGACUGGAUUCGACACUCCUGAUCAAACGGGAAACUUAGCAGCCAACUUUUUGUGUCCGAAACUUUUGGAUUAAAGAAAGUAGCGAAUCGCUCGAAUUAUCCGAGCAUGAGUAAAAAAUUGCGACUUGUGUUGCUACAAGGAAAUGAAAAAGUGGCAAAAGCAACCGGUAGGAUAGCCAGAAGCUACGAUUGAAAAUUUGUAAAUUUUUCCUUGAAGAAAAGAUUUAUUAGGAUUAUCGGUGUCCUUUUUCAUUGUUUGUGGGGGGUAGACUUUGGAGAGGGAAAAAUAACAUUUGCACUUCGGUUUCUAGGGUAGUUUAAUGACAGUUGUUGCUGUUCACAUCAAUUAUUACAUGGAGGCUGGCGAGUUUUUUUUGUUUUUUUGUUUUUGUUUUUUUCGUUUGUUUUUUCAAUUACCUGAACGAUGGUCUUAAAAUACCUCAGUUACAAUCUUUGAUACCAAAAGCUCAAGUGGUAACGAGUGCUUUAAGCAUUCAACGCACCAUCAGAGUUAUAGAAUAGAAGUGUGUUGCGGCGAUUAAACAACGGAGCAAUCAAUUUCAAAAUGAUGGAAGAUAGCUUUAGAUGUCUAUGAAAUAUUAACUUAUAAUACCAUUCCUAAUAUCUAUUUCAAAUUCUAUCGGCGACAAAGAUACAUAAAAUUCUCAAAAUUGAUAUCCCUGAAAAUAGCGCAAUUUUUUUUCGGGUAUCUGAAUGAGAAGAACGUAUUCUAUAUUACUCGGACACUCCUAAAUCCAGUUCAUUCGCGGUUUGUAAAAAUUCGCUUUUUUGAUGCUACAUGACCAUGAACGUUUACAGUGAAGAGAUUUCUCUUUUAAAAAUGUUCAUCAAGCAAUGACUUUAAUUUUUUCCUUCUUUAAAUCUCCUUGGGUGACGAAACAAUUGUUACUUUUAACAUGAAACAUCGAUGAUGAUUUUUCCUUGGAAAUUCAAAAAUCACCUAGUGUGACAAAAAAAAAA